AUGCUCUGUUUUGGCUGUAAUGGCGCAGCUUUGGACAAGAAAAAGGGACAAAAAGAGGUAUUAGAAAAACUUCAAAGGGCUUGAAAAUAAUGUGACUUUAAAAUUAUUAUCAAUUUUUUGAAAUCAACGUAAAUUUUUUACAAUUUCAGGCCGACAAUUACGCUCCGAAUGGCUACGGAAGUGAUCCCUUGGCGGCACCACGGAAAGUAAGUGAUUUUUGGAGCUAAAGUUGUCGCUAAUCACUCAGCACAACGUUUUGUUAUCUUUUCGCUUCGUCUUCGAGGGCUUUGAUCAUCAAUUAUAUCUCCUUUUCCAAGUUUUUUGCUUGUUUUGAGAGGAAAAGAAAAAAAAUUAGCAAAACGAAAAAAGUGAUUGAUUAAAUUUUAAAAUACGACGCUGGAAAAUCGCAAAAACGAAAAAAUAUUCUGAUUAGGUUUUAAAAUACGACCAAUAUAAUAUCUGUUUGUUUCGGAAGGUUUUCAUUUCAAAAAUUCAAAUUUCCCGCCAUUUUUGGCAUUGUGUUUUAAGAGCAGUUACAGCCCGCCAAAUGCUGUGUAACGGAAUUCCUUUUCCAUUUUUAUCAUUUUCUCCAAAAAUCCCAUCAAAAAUCUCGUGAUUCAAAAAAAAAAAGAAAUCCCCGCAAAUUCCCAAAAGUCUUGAAACGUCACUGCACCACAACCCCCCUCCUUUCCCGUCCCAACUUAGCCGGUUAUUUUGAUAUCCGAUCGGCCAACUGUUCGAUUGGCCGCUUCUAUUCGGGGGCCCUUUUUCUCGAGGUCAUUUUUACACUUGGGGCCGGAACAGGUACUCGCUAAUCAAUAAAACAAUUCGCUUAAAUCGACUGAAGGUCGGGUCGGUUUGGAGGGGGAGGGGGAUUUGGUCGAUUUUUGGCCCGUUUUUAGAUUUUUUUGCUUGAAAUUUUUGGGAUUUUGGAAAUUUAUGUUGAGAAAAAUAAGAAAAAGUUAUUAUUUGUGAGCUUUUAGCGGAGGAAUAAAUCGUAUUUUUAAAAUAUUCUUGUUUUUUGACCGACUUAUUUUUGGAAAUUCAGAAUUGUUUUUUCGUAUAAAAUGUCACCGACCUGAAUUUAUUCAAAUGUUUUUUCAAAAUAUAUUUUUUUUAAUUACAAAAUUCGAUUCAAAGUUUGUAUUUCAAAUGACGUCACCCACCCUCGCGACUCCAUAAAUCCCCCUCCCAAUUAUCAAAACUUGAUGGCCCGCAUCUGGCCCAGACUUGGGCCCUAAUCUCCGUCGAAUUUAAAUACCCGCCGCGAGAACAUUUGAUUAGAAGGAGAAAGGAAUUCAGGGGUUUAGCGCUCAAAUCGAAAUCGAUUCUGAGAAAAAAUUUUUUUUGCGAUCGAAAUUUGUCUUCGGUUUUCAGUUACUGGCCAGUUGUUAUCUGUUGACCUUUUCACGGAGAUCUUGAGAAUAGCGCUUGAUUUUUAGGAGUAUUUUGGGUGGACUUUGUGUUGUAGGGUAAGAAUUCGGAGUUUGUUGUUGAUUUUGCUGAAACUUGGCUUUAUAAAAGAUGUACUCCAAGUGGGCGCUUAGAAUUUCUUUAAAUUCUGCACACGUUUCUGGCAUAGGCCACCAAUCUUCUAAGGUAUAGUAAGCUGAGAUAUUUAACAAUCUUUACGCCCGAGAGACUACGCGAAACGUUGAGAGCAGUCACAGAGAAAAACAUUUUUUUGCCAUAUAAGAGUGAAGAAAUAAGACGGAUUUUGAGAUUUUGAAAAAGACGCUGAAUUUGUUUUCUCGAGCUUUUUUUCUCAUGUCGGCCUCAUUUUUUCCAUUUUAUUUUUUCAAAAAAAGUGAGGAAAGCGUUUUUAACGUUUUGCGUCGGAACGAUCGGAGCGAUCUUUUUUCUUCACUCUUAUAUCCUUGCCAGUUUCGUGGGGAAAAAAUAUUUUUUUGUGGAAACCCUACCCUCUAGGCUAGGCAUGGCUCCGGGCCGGGCUUUGCAAAAUUUUCCGGCCCGGGCCGGGCACGUCAAGAAAAAAUAAAAGAAAAACGGGCGCCCAAUGAAAAAGCCUAGAAUUUUUUUUGGCAUUCUGCCCGGUGCAAAUCCGUUUUUGUCCAAAUGGUUUGCAAUAUUUUGACAUAAAGAUUAAUAGUAAAUCACAAGAUAUUGAUACCAAUAGAAAGCUCGAGAGCUGCUUUUAAAAGCUAAUAGAAUCAAAAUAUACCCAUAAUCAUAGUAUUUUGACAGUCUUCCAAGGCGAAGAAAACAACGUCUAAAUAAAAUGUUUUAUCGACGAUACCGAGUCAGAGAGAACUGGAAGGGGGUAUAGGCUCCACGUCAAAAAAAUCCUUAAACUAUUCUUCGAGUAUCUACAUCGGUCUCGUCCCGCUUGAUGGGACAGUUUUUUUGAUAUUCGGCCUUGAAAUUUGCACUAUUUUUAGCCUAGCUCGAACCGUGUUCAAAAAAUGCGUCACGAUGACACCCAUUCAGAAUGUGCCAGUGGUAUAAAAAACAGUUGUAUACGACUAGUAGUACUCCCUAGAGCUCCCAUAAAAAAAAUUAGGUUAAACAUUGUUGUUAUGUGCAAUUUGGAUGACAGAUUUUAUGAAUUUUUUUUCGCUGUGAGAACCUUUGCAAUGCCCGAAAUUUCUUGACGUGCCGGGCCGACUAACUUCUCGGCCCGACUCCGGGCUUCGAUUUUCAGGCCCGGCCCGGCCCGGGCCGGCCCGGUUUUUUUGAAAUUUGAGUUUUGCCCGGAAAAAAAGGAAAAAAUAAGCUUUUACAAUAGGAUUUUUCAUUUUUUCGAACACAAUGCUGAUAGCGAACGUAAAGUGACCUUAUGUACCUAGGUUUUGCUAAAUUUUUCUUUACAUCUUGCGAAAAUUUGCCAUAAUUUUCUUUUCAUUUCCCGCUUUCUUUCUUUCCAAACCAGUAUAAAAUUUUCCGGGCCAAACCGGGCCGGGCUUUCCAAAUUUCCCAAGCCCGGGCCCGGGCCGGGCUUGGAGAUUUAAGCCCGGGCCUGCGGCCCGGGCCGGGCCGGGCUGGCCCGGUUUGCAGCCAUGCUUACUCUAGGCAGAAAUCGACAUGAAACGUUUCAUGCCAAAAUUUGCAAAAACAUAUUUUGCCGACUCUAAAAAUCAUCUUUUCUACAAAGCGCGAGUCUUGUAUGUGCGUUGAAAAAAUGACCUAAUUCUUGGCCAAACUUCAUCAAAAUCUGAGCGUCACACUUUGGGUACUUUCUCUGCUAAUAAACUUGCAAAUUCCCGGCAUUUUUUACUCAACGAUUAAUUUUCUCCUCACAUCAAAAGGAUAAGAUUACCUUGAGAUUUAUUGUUUCUUUUGAUGAAUUCACGUGAACUUUGGACUUCCCACCAGUAAAUCCUUUACCAAAAAUCUCAUUUCCAAACAUAUGUGAAUUCUACUCGCCCGGAAUAGCUUCCGGAAUAUGUUUCUUUUCAUUUUGGGGUAUUAUUAUCUUUUUAUUGCCAUUCUCGUUUCAUGACAACAGUUUCGGGCAAAAUGCCGUUCCGUUUCGAGUAAAACGUAGAUGUAAUCGUAAAUAUAAAUAUUUUUGCCGUUUAAGAUUUGGAUCGGUUGCUUGAAAUCUUAAUUUUGAUUUUAAUGUAAGACUCCAUAACUUUUGUGAGAUUCUCACAAAUCCUGAGCAAAAUUAUGAUGAGAAUAUAAUAAAGCGAGGUUUUUAUGUCGAGAGUGGAAAACAUGUUAUGGGCCUUUCCGAAUUUUGGGUUAAAAAACAGUAUUUUUUGUUUAUGGGCAUAAAUUCAGUUUUUUUAACGGACUCUUACAAAUACGAGACUACAGAAAAUUAUGAGAGGCAGUCAGAGAAAAAAAAAAACGUUUUUCGGAAAUCUUUGGAAGUUUGAAAUAAAAUUUGGUCCUUGUUGAGACAUCAUGCUCUCAAUUUUUAACAAAUUUUUAAUUUUUCGUAUCGAGAAUCGCAAAAAAAAAUAUUUUGGACUUUUACAAAUGAGAGACUUACAGAAAAUGACGAGAGACGCGGUCAGAGAAAAAAGUUUUUUGGAAAUCUUUGCAAAUUUGAAGUAAAAGACGUCAUGCUCUCAAUUUAAAAGAGAAUUUUAACUUUUUUUCAAACAACGCUAAAAAAUUCAUUUUGUUUUUAGCUAAGAAUCUGGCGUACCUACGCAUAGGUCAUGAAUUUGGAUUUAAAAUUGGCCCGAUUUAUGUAAAAAUCGAAUAAAACUUAUCUUUAUAUAAUACGGUUACGCAGCGAUUGCACUUCUUUAUUUCCAGGACCGAAACUACCGUCCAUCCAAUCAAUAUCGUUCAGUAGUCCCAUUGGAAGUUAAGAAGUCGCCCAGAUCCCGCUCCCAGCCCCAUCCCCGGAUGACCACCGAACUCCAGAUCCAGCCCGGAGGGGUUGAUUUCAGUCGGAUCACGGACCGAAUUGCAGCGAUUACUUUCCCCACGGGAGGCUCGGAUAAUGCCUACAGAAGCAGCAUCAAAGAGGUCUCGGAGAAAUUGCGGAAAACUUAUGGGGAGCACUACAAGGUGAGGGGAUUUAUUAUAAUACUUUUGGGAUGAAAAACGUCGAAUAUGGGUAAUAUAAGUUAUUUUUUAUGAGGAAAAUUUUCAUACUCUAUCUCCAAAAUAGCUUAAAAUUCCAGGAAAAUUUUUUAAAUACGUGUCUUUGCCUGUUUCUGCAUUUUUCAGGCCAAAAAAUAUAUUAUCCAUGACAAAACUGAUAUCACUUUUUUUUCGAAAAAUCUAAAACUAUUUUUUUCCAGAUCUUCAACCUCUCCCAGAAGCGCUCCGACCUAGGCCGCGCCAAUUCCGGCGCCGUUAUUGAGCUCGGCUGGCCCGAUCAGCUGGCCCCGCCCCUCGAUAAACUGUGCUCGAUCUGUAAACAGUUCGAGAACUGGCUCAACAGCAACCCCAAGAACUUGGUAGUCAUUCAUUGUAAGGGCUGGAGAAGCCGAGCAGCCAUCGUCAUCGCUUCUUACAUGCAUUAUGCAAAUGUUUGUUCUAGGUGAGUAGAAAUUGGGUAAAAUAAGGGGGAAAUUUAGAUUUUACGAUAAAAUUUUGAGAAAUCAUCGUAAAAAUGUGAUAUUUCAGGGUGAAAAUAUUUUUUAUGGGCGCUUGUCCUUAUGUCGUAUUUUAAAAUUGGUUUACGCGUUUUUUACUGUCUAAAAUUUGUCGUAAUGACCGGAUUUUUAUAAAAAAAUGGGAAAAAAUUCAAAAAAUUAACAUUUCAGAAAAAAAUUUAAUUAUUAUGACGUCAUAAAUACACAGGCGUAGUCACAAACCAAUUUAAUUUUUUUUAUUUCAUAAAUUUGCAAUGAUGACAUAUUUUUUGGAAUUUUUGCCAAGUCUUAUGUGCUGAUAUUUUCCAGCGAAGAAUCAGUGGCCGAUCGUUUCUCGAUGCAAUUGUUCAGCGAGAAAUUCCUUCAAUUCGACGGCCAGCCGUCCCACAAAAGAUAUGUCCGUUACUUUGCAAAUCUGAUCAGUGGUGCGACCAAAGUGAAUCCACAGCCAAUCCAUCUGACCUCGAUUACCUUCACUCAAUUUCCGGUUGGGAGAACAGUCUUGUUGAAGAUCUACGAACGGAUGAAGCCAGUCUACAACACCGAGAAAAUGUAAGGGUAAAAUGUGAAGUGGAAAGAAAAUUCUAGGGUUUUUUAAUGGAUUAUUCGUCACAUAUUUUGCAAGACGUCCUAAAAAAUUUCGAAAAAAAUAAUCUUUUUUUGCUUUAAUUCUAUGUCACGGUCCUCACUUGCCAUACUUUUGAAGUUUUUCUUGACCAAAAAGAGCUUUUUUGAUCUCUGGUUUGAUGACACAAAAUAUUUUUUUUCAGUCCAAUCUCCUCCUCCAAAACCACGAUUAGCUUUGGAGAAGAAGGCCUAUCGCUUCGUGGCGACUUCCUGGUCAAAUGUUUUGCCAAACCCAGCGAGAAGUCUGCAGAUUCGGCGUUGGACGACCGCCAACUCCUCUUCCAAUGCCAAUUCAACACUUGCGCACUCGAAUUGGAUCCCAGAUUGCCUCAGCUCUCUUUUCAUAGCAGUGAUUUGGAUCUUGUCGGUAAGAACUCUAAUUCUUGCUAAAAUCAAUGAUUUUUGUUGCUUUUUAUGUUAUGAUUAAUAUAAAAAAUCAAUUUUUAGAUCCCUCAAUCGGCCCCGAGGCUAAUAUUGAAUUCAAUUUUGUAAUGGAGCCGUCCAGAAGUCGCUCAAGUUCGUUGAAACGUCAGAAUUCGGGGCAGAACAUUGCGCAGCGACCAGAGCAACGGGCACAAUCCGUCGGCGCCGAGCAAAACAGACAUAGCGGAAGCUUCAGCCGAGUGGACAGCUAUGAGAACUUUGAUCGACCUGAAGGUGGGUUUGGGUUGGAUUCGAAGGGUGAAUUGUUGUGCAGAUGAGAGAAAGGCAUCAAAUUUGAUGACGAAAAAAUAAAAAUAUGCUUUUAAAAAAAUGCUUACAAUUAGACUUUAUGCAUACAGUGAAUUUUAUAUUUUAUUUUUUUUAAGUAAUUUUACACUGUAGAUGUGCCUGUUAUGUAAAAAGUCUAUGCACUUUUGAAAAGCUGUAGUUGGAGGAGUGUUUUGAGAAGCUGAAAUCUCGCAGAAACUUGACAAAAAUCAAGUAUUUUUGUUUUGCUUUCCCAGUAAAUUUCAUGGCAAGUACAUACACUGUAAAAAUCCGAAAUUUUCUACUUCGCUCAUCCAAAACUUCAGCACUUUUUUCCCUAACCUCUUGAAUUGCCACCCAUCUACAAUGACGUCAUUCCCUGUCCUUCGUUUUUUACUCCUUCUUGGUAACCAGAUAUCCCUCUAAUAAUACCUCCUGACCCCUACAAGCCUCAAGUCAGACUGACCACCAAACCAGUCUGGGGAAGAGAACAGUGGAUGCAAAGAAUCGUAAAGCGGCGUUCGAACAGUUGGCUUUAAACAAAUGGACCUACCUAAACCUGUUCGGUAUAAAAAAUAUUUGGGAAAUUUAGUGGGUCUUUUAGCACUUUGACCUUAUUCUCAGAGCGGCUUUAACGAGAUUUGAUUGUGUUAAGGGAAGAGCUAACUGGGAGUGUUACUUUUUACGAAAGUUUCAAUAGUGUUAGAGAGGAUAGCGGUGUUUAAAAGGUGGUCUAUUAUUAGAGUAAAGUCAGGCGAACUAACUCUUCUUGAAUGGUAAACUAUGUCCACUUUUUUGGCUGGCUAAACAAAGCGUUUGCUUUGUUUAAAGCCAGAUUAUUUGCUUGUCGAAAGACAACUUAAAGUCAGCAUAUUGGUACUGUAGGUCUACAUAUUUAGGUCAAAAAACGUUUUACCACGUAUCAUGAGUAUCACAAUUAUCACGUUGAAGAUUGUUCCAAGGCUAGAUUGAGUUAGGCAUGCGCCCCGUUGUAGAGGAAUUUAGAGUAGAGGGGAACAGAUUUAGGUGCGAUUCUGAGAUUCUCUUUGACUGCACAGGCUAGAUUACAUUCCAAUUCUUAAAAGUUUUAUUUUUAAGUUUUCAAGCAUCUCUGAAAAAUUUAACCUUUUUGGCGAAAGGAACGUUAUAGAAUAUUUCAUUGCAGGUCAGAGAAAAGCCAUAUUGUUGGCUGCACUUCGUCACAUUCUUGAGGAAGCUGAAUUCUUUUAGAAAACUCGAUCAAAUUUCUGUCAAUUUUGUUUAUAAUGUUUUGAUGUGGGGCUAGGCGCGAUUAAAAUUUUGGAUAUGCCCUGGGUGUGCUUAUUCUAAAUUUUUGCUUUGCUUCCUCAGAAUUUGAGCGUUGAUAGCGCUACUGCAAACUAUUUUUGAUUUUAUCGCUUUUGAAGCUAUGCAGACAAUUUGACAUUUCUUGUCGUUUGUCAUCAAUAUUCUAUCUUUAGCUUCCUGUCGAUGAGGCUUGAAACUUGCUUGUCAAAACUUUGUAGAUAACAUUAUGUUAUACUCUUGUAUGAUAAGGUGACUUUGUAUCUUGAUUCAUGCCUCUAUGAGGCUUGAUCUUUUACUGUCAAAGGGACGUAUACAUUUUAAAAAGUCGUUUUUGUAUUUUUCUCCUCUAAAUUACUUCGUUCUCCCCCUAAUAUCAUGGAGAACUGCCUAAAGUAACAGCGGCUGAAUGUCCUGUUGAUAUUUAUUGAUUUCCAUGACAUUAAUGGUCCCUCUCUUCGCGUUCAGCGUCCGGGUGGGCGGUGGAAGGCCGGAGGGCCCGAUCCCCCCUCGAACAGAUCUCCUUGGCACUGCCUCUCCGUCUUUUCCGGAGGCUAUUCGGGACCGGGACAGGUGCGGCUGCAAGCGAGUCUCUCCCCGAGUGAUUGGAGUGCCGGAGGGGACAAAACAAGUGCGGAGUCGGGGCCUCGGAGGAAUGGGAAAUCGCCGGCCCUCGCCCCGAUUUCGAACUUUUUUCGAAAGUCUUGGGCCUGGUUUUUUUCGCGGCGUUUUUUACUUUGCAUUCAAUUAACUUGAUGACAUUUUAUUACAACGCUUGGUCAUCUUUUUGGCAUCUUUUGGGGCGGAAUGGACCACUUGAGGUCCGCAAGGCUUGAUCGGGAAAGAGUUUACUCGAGUAAUCGGCGCUUUCGGAUGGGAAGUUUUUAUGGUCGGGCCACAGACGUUAGCGAAAUUUUUGUUGUUAGAAAGUUGUCAGUUAUGAUUUUUGAUCAGUUACAGCUUUGCUUAAUGCAAAAUUUUUGGUGGAGAAUAAUAGGAAGCAUUACUUUUUGCUUUUUUUAAAAAAGUCUGUAGAAAAAAUGUCUAAUGGUCUUAUUUUUUAGAGAAGUUUUUGUCUGUGAAAAUACCUUCAUCCGGAUUUUCUUUGUUGUCAACAAAAUUCAUACCAAUGAACUCUAUCGUAUUUUAAAAAAGAAAAAAAUUGUUUUGGGUGGCACAAGGUACAAGCUUUGAUGCUAGCCGGCUUUAGUUUUUUUGAUACGUUUUCAUAAACUCACAAUUAGUCAAAAAAUGACGGAAAAAUUUUGCGAAAAUUUUUGAUCUUUAUUAUACCUCUUGUGUGCUUACAAUUAGGAGGUAAUUAUGGCUCAUAGAAAUCAAUUUCUUCCCGGGAAUUUCGAAGAUAUGGGGCAAAAAGCAUUUCUGUCUGAUAGUCUCCCCUCAUUUUCCAUAAUCUCUCGUCUGCAAAGAUAGUUUAUAUCUCGACUCUGUCUAAAUUGCGGGUGCUAAAACUUUCAGCACUUGGCAAAUGGAUUAGAACGAACCUAAAAGCAAAAUUCAAAGACGUUUUGAGCGUUCUGCCUCUAGCAAUUUUUAUUUUUUAAAAUUUUGAAAUUUCUUUGUACAACUUUUUUUUAUGCCCAAAAAAUCUUGAUUUUCCAUGAAUCCCGCAUUAUUAUUUUUUUCGUAAAUCACUCUCAAUUCAGCUUCAAAAAAUUAUUAAUAGCGCUAAUAACAUGGCCAUUGGGCCGAUUGGUGUUUCACUUUCAGCCAAAGAAAAAAAAAAUUGCGGAAUUAGUCAUUGGAAGAAAAGUAGCAAAAAUAUAGUCGGAAUUCUCUCUUUUUUUAUCUUAUGGACUAAUAAACAGGUGUACGGAAAGAAUGUUUUUUGAAAGGCCGAUUCGAGAUCAUGGGGAUUAUUGGAUAUCUUAUUACGAGACAUGUCUUUUUGAUCGGUUUUCGAAUCAAAAAAAAAAGUUUUUAUCAUAUUUUUUGGCGAUUAAAUUGAUUUUCUUGGUUACUUGAGGAAGUAAUGAGGAAAAAUAAUUAUUAAUAAAUAAAAGUGAAGGCGUAAUUUAAAUUUUCGGGGGUUUUACAGCAUAUUUUUAAAAAAGGUUUUUUCACAUGAAGUUUGCAUUAUUUUUUUUUUGGUUUUCGAGAAGUUUAUCAUUCAAAAUUAUCAAUCAAAAACAAAAUUUAUAUAGUUUCGAAUUUUUUUUCAAUAUUUUUCUAUUUUUCUUUUAUUAAAAAAAUUUUUUUUAUUAUUUUUGAUCAAUUAAUUUACAAAAAUAAUUAACCAAAAAAUUGAAAACUCGUAUUUUACACCACUCCUCUUACUCUGUCGAGACAAAAAAAUGCCUCAGAAAUCCAUAUCACACUAGUUAAAUUAAUGUAAUUUCAGACGAUCGAUCGCAGUCUCAAUCGCUAAACUUGACUCCGCAGCCCUCUCAAGUCCCGGUUUCUCCACCAACCACCAAAAACAUCUCUCCGAUUCACAUUGAAGCCCCUCAGGGCGGGUUGAAACAACAGAACAGCCAGAAUACGGACGGCGCCGACUCUGGAAUCGGCUCUGAUUCGCCCAAAAAUUCAAAGGUAAAUAUUUAUGUUCAUCCAUAAACAUUAUUGCUCUCGUGCUCUGAGACAACCUUUAUUUCAUUUAUUUAAUUUUAAAACCAAAAAAUUUUAAAAAUGAUGACUAAAAAUCAUCGAGAAAUUACUCAGGAUGACAAAUCAUAUAUUACUCAAAAAGGAUGGCCAAGUUUUUACUAAUUUCCAAAGUUUUGUGCUCCUUUGGUCUCGCUUUGCCCAAUUGUUCAACUAAUUUUGAUAGAAAGUUUUUUUUACUUCAUGGUUUAUUACAUUUAUUUGCCAAUGGGCCAAGAACGCCAUGUAAACCGAUAUCCUGGUUGCUAAUAUUUUCUAGGAUGUUUUAUUGAGCUAGAUGAUGCGUGUUGGGAGUUUUGAUGCCUACAAAGUUUCAUACAAGCUAAAACUUGCCUAACACUGGUAUUUUUGGACAAAAUUUUACACCUUGCUUUUACACCUUGUCUUCAGAACAAAACGGGAUUUCAAAAAAAAACUUUUCGAAAAUGCUUUCCAACGUAUUAAUUUUCCAGUUCGAGCCCCCAGCCCCAAUGCCCGCACCUCCGGCCGUGCCGCCGAAACCCCGCGGCUACACACCGGCCGAAUUCGAGGACGACGAUGCCAAUGAAUCCACUUCGAGGCAAGAAGACGAUGAGGACGAUGACGAUGAAAAUGACGAUCCCUAUGGGAAUGUAGAUGGGACAAUUGGAAGAGAAAGAAAAGUGCUGCCAGCUGCCCUGAGGACACAGUCUCCGGACAGUGAAAAUCCGAGGGUCUCAAAGCACACAAGCCAUGGUACGACGAGCAAAAUUGACUCCGAUUUGGUGGCCAAGGGACGGUAAGACGAGUUUAAAUUUUUUCAAAGUUUUAUUUUCAAAUUCCAAUGUCCAAAAGUCUAAAACUUCAUUUUUCAUAUCGAAUAUCAUUGUCUCUCUGACCUUUUCCCACGUAAUCCCUUUCAAUUCGUUUCAGCUACGACCCCAAUUCCAAAUGUUUUUCAUAUGUUCCGGCCAAGUCGUUGAAGGAGCAUUACAGGGCGCCCAAGAAGCCCUCGUCUUCGGCACGUCGGGCGAGCAUUGAGCCGGCCGUCAUUGAGGUGCCGGAUCGCGUGGAACCCGAGCAAUUGAAGGAUAUUCCCCUGCAUGGGGUUGAAUUGCAACGACGCGCCGAAACGCCCAAAUGGGAGGACGAAAUUAACAAGGUGGGUGGGGAUACGAUAAUAUGAUUGUUUGAGGAAGUGUCUGAGACACUGUGGAAGGGGUCUGGAAGUUUUGGAAGCUCGAAUUUUUGAGCGAAAUUUUGGCAUUGUGUUUCAAGUGAUGAUUUUGUUGCUCGGGGCUAAGAAAUUUUUACGUGGUAGUCUACUAGUCUGUUUUAAACCUAAAAUUUAAAUUUCAAAUGAAGUAGAGUGGUCUAAAAUGUUUGAAUUUUGAAAUUGUCUUUAUUCCUGCCUAAAAUUUAAAGUUCAAAAUUCCCGCCAAAUUUGGCAUUCUGUUUUAGCGGCGAUGACUGUCUCUCGGAGAUUUCAGAACAGGUUAUUUCCUACGAUAAAGGAUACAUUACUAGUUGUUAAUUCGAUUUAAGAGUAUUUCAAUCCAUUUAGAGACAUCAAUUUAUAUUAUCCAUCGCACUUUUGUGAUUUUUUUGGUCGAAAAGAAUAUACAUCGUAAUUGAUGGGUAAACCGCGUUAAUAAAAUAAGCACAGAGCUUUUGAGACUUAUUUCUGAAUUUUUUCAAAAAACAAACAUUACUUUAGACAUGAAAAAUCGGAAUCCUCACGUCUCAAAAUUUCCAAUCCAUUUCCUACCCAAAUUUUCCGCCAAGCUUGGCCACACUUCUACUAGACCCCCGCUGAAGUCAUGUCAUUUCCGAGACAAAACCCUCGCAAAACUCCCAAAUUUCUUGCACUUGAGUGACACCUGUUAUCCAUGUUAUCCAUGUCCCAAAUCAAAUCCAAGAUUCUCAUCAAAAAAGUCCUGAGGACAAUUCUUUUCUCGGGCCAUUGACAAGUUGAGAAUCGGAGUUUUUGAAAUUAUAAUCCAGUUCUUGGCGUGUUUCUCGCUUGGCUCGGUUUUAUUAUUUCCCGCGGCCGAAACAAAGGCCGCGGCCGAAAAUUUGGAAGAAUUUUUCGUAAAUUUUGGGCGGGAUUUUUUUGCAAAGGCAAAGGAGGUUGCGUGAGGCUUUUAUUGGGGCGAAAUUAGAAUAUGCAAAUUUUUUGGGUUAGCUGAUUAUUGCGUAAUGAGAUGAGAAAUGGAGCUUAAAAUGGUGUAAAUUGAUGAUAUUUGGGGGUAAUUCUGCGCUGAAAAUAACUUUGGGAUAGUUCAACACCUUACCGUAGCUAAAAAUGUAAGAAAAAUUCAAAUUCCCGCCAACCUUGGCAUUUCGUUGCAACGUCAUUUUUGGGUCCCAAACAGAUUUACAGACCUUUUUAAAGCUGUAAAAAGUAAAAUUCACAAGAAUAAAAUGAAUUUCUUUACUUUUACAACAAAAAUUUUCCGACCAUCAGAUACCUUUCAUCGUAUAAAAUGUCGUUUUCUUCCGGUUUUCCUGUUUUACCCCAUAAAAUUGAUGGAAAUACGUCUUAGACCCUUAGCAAUAGCAAACGAACCUCUCAAACACUGUAAAUUGCCGGAAAUUAUUUGUUUAUUCUUCCGUUUCCCUCAACUUUCCGAAUUCUUUUCCAAAAUAGGUCCGAAAAACUCCCGUGAAGAGCCAGUAAUGACCAGCAGCGACGAAUGAGCUUCCAGAAAUCUUUUCGAACUCUCAGAUUUAUUUUUACAUUGUCGUUGACAUCAGAUUCCCAAUUUUUUAUAUUGUCCAUGAGAUCAAGAAUAAAUUUUAAAAUUUUUCAGCUAGCCGGUGAUCUGCCCACAGAUUCGGACUUUCGCCGGAAGGCAGAAGAGGAGAGACGUCGGAAUCAGCGUCAACAAAGUCUUCAAGCCGAUCCUUUUGGGGAUUUGUUGGAGAGGAAUCUGAAUUACGAACCGCCCCGACUUCACACCCCGCGGCCCCAUUCCCCACCCCAACAAAAGGAUCUGUUUGAGCAGAAGAAAAGGGGCAAUGAGGGUAAUCUGUAAGUUAUGAGGAGUUAUAACGCAAAAACGAGGGAUAUUUUAUGUUUUUGGCUGUUUUUUGUCAUCAAAAAAGUUUACAGUACAAUUUAAGAUGUCGUCAAGCAUUUUUUACAGCCGUUACUACUCAAAACAAUCUAAUUUCGGCUAUUCCCACCCAUUUUUAGACCAACCCCGCCCCCGUGCACCCAUAGUAUAGUGGAUUUUACCCGAAUUCGGCCCAAGUUCGAUCCCCUUUGAAUAAAAUCUUAAAUUGCGGUUUUUAUGUUUCAAAAUUAUUUCUCAUCUCUUGAACUGAAGCUUCAUACAUCAUAUAGAAGUCAACAAAGCAAAGAUUUUAUAAAAAAUGCCCUUAGGGUGAGGUCUCCGAAAAGCCCAUUGGAUUUAUUCAUUUUCUAUGGAAAUUUAUGCCAAAACGAACAAAAAAGUGGAAAAUCCAGGCGGAAAAUAAUAUUUCCUGAAGAGAAAUUUAAAUUUGAACAAUAACGCCUGAGGGAAAGUUUGGGAUUUUUGGGGAAAUCUUGAAAUUUUCAAAAAAUUCUGGAUUUUGAUGAGAAUUUUUUUAAAUUAUUGUAAUUUUAGUGGUGGUAUGGACGAUUUGUGUGAUCCAGAGUACUACAUGACCUACUCGAGUAACACAACGCCCACCCCCGACCACGCGAGCCAACGACGAAGUCGAUCGAUGGCUCCGGCUUACGAACAAACUUAUACUUACGAACGGAAACCACUCAGGACGAUUUCACAAAGGUCGGUGGGAUAAUACGAUAACUUAUUUUAUGUGGUGUCUACUUUUAAUUGAGAGAUUCUCAAAUUCUAUAGAGCUUCAAUGCGACAUGUAAAGCGAAUUUUGAAAAAAAACGAUGACAUUUGAAAAAUUUUUGGUUUUGACUAAUUUUUCCAGAAAGAAAUCUUGAUUUUAGAUAUCAAUGAUAAGCAUCAAACUAAAGUCAUUUAUUGGACAACCAUCUUUGCCGAUUUUUUGGUCGAAAAAUCAUGUUUUUCGCCAAAAUUUUGGGAAGAACGAGCUUUUUUUCUAUUUUCGAACAUAAAAUUUCAAAUAUUUCUGCAAAACGCGAUUUAAAAAAUUCGAAAUUUCCCUCAAAGACGCUAAAUCAUAUUUCUUUUAGGUCAAUGCCUUUCCCUUCUACACUAAUACCAUAUUUACCCUCCGAAAAUUCAAAUUUCCUCCAUUUCAGAGACUUUGAAAACCUGAACGACAUGAUAUACUCCUCUUCAAAACUCCCUCCCCGCCCGCAGCAACGCUCCUACACCCCGAAACCAACCGCCACAUACCAAUCCGACAAUCCGCAUUGGCCCGAGCAACGAGAUAUUUACCGGCAACGGAAUAGUCGGUCAGUGAAUGCGUUGCCGACCCGAAAACUCUCGUUCCAAGAGCCGGAGAAGGAGACGGAGGCGGAUGAAUGGCUCAGGGAGAAGCUGAGUGCGUUGAAGAAUAAGAGACUCCAUGAUCCGGACGGGCAUCAGCGGAGACAGGCCGAGAAAUUGCUGUUGGAGGUGAGAAAAGGGAGAAGUUAGGGAAAUUUAUGAUUUUGAUGACUUUUUGUUAAUUUUUAUGUUGAUUCUGGAGCUUGAAUGCUUCAAACUGCCUUUCUAACUCUAGUAGAAAGUUGUAAUAUAUUAUACAUCAUGACUCUCAGCCAUAUUAAAAAGAUCGAUUUAUAGGCCGAUUACACCUUAUUUUAGGCUAAAAAUGUCAAUAAAUAUGUCGUAAAGCAUUUUUUAGUCUAGAUCUUGAGCUAAACUGACUUUUCUAAAUAGUAAAUAGCCUGAUUGUUUAAUUUCAGUAGUAAUCUCAAUGUGGAAGAAAUGAAAAACACAAAAAUUUUGAGUUUUUUUUCCAAAAAAAUCAUCACUUUUUUACGAAAAAAUUAGGUAACUCAAAAAAAUUUUUUGCGUUAUGUAAAUACCAUAAUACAGCUUCACCCACUCACGAAAAUCCGUAUAAAACUCAAAUUGUAAGCUUUAUGUGCCAAUAUUUUCGAUUAUAAUACUUUUGCUGAUAAAAACCAUGGAGGCCAAGUCCAAAAAGUAGUCUCCAUCGUCCGUUUCCUCUUCAGAAAGCUGGAAGUAGCUUGUUACUCUGGAAAAUUUUGAAGGUAUUUACCUCACUGUGAUCUUCAAUUUCCUCUAAUCCAACAUCAUCAAAAUGAACGUAACUGGGCCCAUUUGGAGUGGUUUCUUGGUCCUCAGUGCAGACCAAAAUUAUGUAAAUUACUAGGGCAGUCAUCACUGUCAUUAGAAGAGGGAUCAUCAAGCUGAAAAAUGCUGUUUUUUUUGAGGGAGAUUAGAUAUUUAGAAAAAAAUAGGCUUUUUGAGAGAAAAUUGGGGAAAGUGAUGGUAAAACAUACAAAAAGCCGAUAAUUUUGAGAAGUUCUCCAUUAUCAAGCCCUGAAAUAAUUUCUAGGCUCAUUCGACCGGUCGUUGACAAAAUAAAAAAUGAAAAAAAUUAAAUUUUUGAAAAAUGAAAAUUUUCAAAAAUCCUAAUUUUGUAGAUGUCCAAGCAAUUUUUACAACUUUUUUUACUCAAGAAAUUUAAUUUUCAGCAACUAAAAAACACCUCCGUUCCCCGCGACACCCGACCCACCCGUUCCCAGCCUCAGAGUCAGCCUCAUUUCCCAGCCGCCGACCUCGAACUCCCUCAGCAGCAGGAUCUCCAGCAACGCGCGCCCAUCCUCCGCAACGCUCCGCACGAGCGCUCGGAGCAGUUGGGAGCCGAACGCCAAUCGCGCCGCGACUCCUACGGCUACAGAGCCGAGCCCCGGGCCGCUCCACAGCCAGUCCACUCGAUCCUGAAACAACCGCAAGCCACUCCUCCGACCCGGGAUGAGCUCCGAAUUGCGAACCGGCAGGCCAUGGAGAAGACGACCCGUUCCAAGACCCCCUCCUAUCAGUAUGAUCAGGACCGGGCGUCGUUGGUGAGGCAGAGAUCCGCCACUCCUACCAUUCUGUUCCCUUCGGGGCAGGGAAGUAGCUAUGGUAGUAUUCGGCCGGAAAGUCGGCAGAGAGCGACGCCAAGCAGGCAGGUGCAGGAUCCCAUGGAAGAGUUUGGGUGAGUUGUUGGGUUAGUGGAUUUAAGAUGGAUUCAAUGUUUUGAUAGAAUUUUUUAGCCAAUGAGGAAGUUGUUUCAAAAUUUUUAGUUCCAAAAAAUCUCGAUUUUUCGAUUUUUUUGAAUAUCUCAGAGAGCUUUUUACGUAUCACCUUGAAAGUUUUAAUACUUACGUUAUCUAGAACCCUUGAAGAUUGCGUUGACUUACUUUGAGGAUUAUAUGGGGUUAUAAACUUGAGAUACUUUCAUUUAAAUUUCAUCUAGUACAAUAUAAUUUACUUUUGGUUUUCAGCCCAAUUUUGGUUUAUUGAUUGAUCGCAAAAUAUUGUUAUCACUCUUAUUACACCUCUAUAAUCAAAUCUGGGCAUUACAAAUUCCCGUUUUCAGCUAUUCUCAACACGAUUUCUCCUACCGUCAGCCCACUCCCUCCUCCGAAUCGCAUUAUGCUCCUCGCUCUGAAUACGCCUCCCGUGAUCACUACUCUCGAGGCUCAAAUUAUGGCCCAAUAGCGCCCUAUCAACGGGAUCACAACGCAACUCCGCAGCACAGCGAGGCGUCCGACUAUCGACGUCCGCGCGGCGCCACGCCCACUUCGCAGAUCGUCCGCCAAAAGCCGCCCACUCCGCCGCCACAACGGCCCCGUUCCCGCAGCCCCAAUGAGAAUGCAAUCUCGCCAAUCUUCGGGAAGAAGCCUCAGGUCGUUUUGGAUUCGGAGAGAAAGUAUCAGGAGCGCCUGGAAAGAGAGGCGAAUCGGGCGCGAGCUGCCGAAGGAGACUAUCAGAAACCAAAGAAGGCGAAAGCAGUACCGGGAAGGCCAUUCGACAAUGAACUGAAACAACGGUUCAAGCAGACGGCAUCCGAUGAGGAUGAGCCGAGCGGUGCGGACUUUGGAUACUUGAACAACAUGGUGAAUGUAAGUGGAAAAACAAUAAAAUUUUGAUGGAAAGUAGUGUUGAAAUGCGUUAGAUGAGGGAAUAAAGGGUAUUUAUGACCUGGUUCCAGUAAUUUAGCUCAUCAUUUCCUCGAUUUUUGUCGAUUUCUCGCUUUAGAUAAGGUCCCACCACGAAAUUGGCAUUGUGCCCGUUUGCCAUAUUUGUGCUCAGGAAGGCUGUGAAAUGCCCCAGAAAGCUGUUACACCAUAGUUUAGCACCUCAAUUACUUCUCAUGACUAAAUUAUGACCUAAAUUUCAAUAAGACUUCACCUAUGUAAAAUAAGGUCCCAGCUCAAAAUCAACUUUUCAAUUUCAGGAAAACCGCGCCAAAUCCAAUCAGACUCCCCAAUACGCCACAAAGUCGAUUCUGAAGCGAUCUGGAAGCGGUUCCGAGAGUAAUUACGCCUAUAAUAAUUACGGUAGUGUAGGGUCGGGUAACUACAACAACUACUACGGCACCAGCUCCGCCGACUCGAUGGGUUCCAGCGCUCAUUCCGGCUUCUCGGCGCCCGAAAUCUACGCCGCUCCCUACCGAUACGGCGAUGAGACGCCGGUUGCGGUAGGUGAAACGGAAUGCCAAGAAAUCAAGUUUUCGUUGCAGGAGCCGGAUUACGGUAGCACAUUGGGCCGAUCGGACACGCCGUCGUUCCCCACACAGUCUGGCAACCAGACGCCUCUACCAUAUCAUCCACUGCUGUAUCAGGGCGCCUCCAAUCAACAGUAUCAGGCGAAUGGAAACGGACGGUGA
Messenger RNA from Bursaphelenchus xylophilus (pine wood nematode), 17984 nucleotides. The record is from the annotation of a GenBank genome assembly. Lineage: Eukaryota; Metazoa; Nematoda; Chromadorea; Rhabditida; Aphelenchoididae.